Messenger RNA from Ornithorhynchus anatinus (platypus), 2481 nucleotides. RefSeq names its product cation channel sperm associated auxiliary subunit delta (gene CATSPERD). The transcript is spliced from 22 exons. Gene Ontology annotation, cellular component: sperm principal piece; CatSper complex. Gene Ontology annotation, biological process: flagellated sperm motility; sperm capacitation. The record is from RefSeq and is a predicted model, not a curated record. The coding region runs from base 19 to 2433 and encodes 804 amino acids. Lineage: Eukaryota; Metazoa; Chordata; Mammalia; Monotremata; Ornithorhynchidae.
GACGUCUCGUCCCCGACCAUGGGCGGCGGGCCGAGAUGGCUGGCGCCAGUGGCGGGGCUGGCGCUGAGCUUCGGCUCUCUCGUUGGCGCUCUCAAUCCUUGCAGUACUGAAACACUGGUGAGAACUGGAAAGCUCUUUCCUAAAGAAGGUGCAGAUUUAGAAGACAAGCUGACUUUUGAGUCUGUUUCACCGCUAUUGAUUCGUCAUCCCUGCAACUAUAAUCUAGCUCUCUUUCUGGGAAUCCAUGUUUUUCUUACAAGAAACAACUUUGAAAGUAGCCUUAUUCCACUUUCCAUCCCUAAAAGCAUGCAGGUGGGAAUUCCCAAGAUCUCAGCAGCUACUUUUUCAUCAUCACGAGUAGUGAUGGUAAUAAAUGGAAAAGUCUUUGGUUAUGAGUAUGACAAGAAGACCUGGAGUACUGCCAAAGGUGUUGAAACUAAAGUUUCAGCUCUUUCUUCUGAAUGCUGCUGCUAUAGCAUAGAGUACCACUGUUCAACAGUAAGUCAUUACAUUUAUGCAUAUGCGAGAGGAAAACUUGAUGAUAGUAGCAGCUACAUAUAUUUUUCAAGUACGGCAGGACUGGAAUUUGAAAAAUUUGCUUUGAAAAAUAAGGUAAAUUCAAUGAAUUAUUUAGAAGGUGCCUUUUACUUUCAUUCUGUAUCGAACACAGGACUGCUUUAUAGUAAUGGAGUAGAUCAGGGAGUUUUUAGGUUUACCAGUAGCCCAUUAGGAAGAAUGGUGCUGUUGCCUUUCUCUAUGGCCUUUUCAGAAACUGUGACCUGCCUUCGCCCUCCAGGAUUGAAGGGGAUCAUAAUUUGCUGGACUAAAAGAGACAUGAAAAUUUCAUUUAACAGUGGUCAGACUAUGGAUCCUGUUAUUCUUUUGAAGACACAAAAUUUUCCCCACACUUCCUUUUCUGCAGCCAACAGCACUCUGAUCUAUGUUACAGCCUCUGAAUCUGAGCUGGCAGCUUUAACUGAGGAUUACCAGUUAUUUUAUGGCAGUAUGGGGAUGCAGCAAACUACUUUGAUCCAAGUAGGUGCUUUGCAGAUUAAAAAAGAAUCUGUCUGGUCAAACGGAACGGCUUUCAUGUUUCUUAGGCCUGGAAUCCUUGAAAUAAUAAAACCCAUGGAGGACCCUGGUUUGCGUGCUUUUGACUUUGACCAGUGUACUGUGAAUAUUCAGCCUCUUAUCUUAGGCAUUAAACCUUCGCUGCAAGAUUGUCCGAUGGAAAUUCUCUCUGGACAGUUUGCAAACCAAAUGUACGUGAUAGACUUGGGUGAAAAAAUUGAGUUGAAUGCUGCCUUUGUACCCAAACCAUCCAGAGGGACAUUUCCCAUGGUAACUGUGAGCAAUCCCCAUUCACUUGGAUUCCAAGCAGACAUCUUGGAAAAUGGCUACACCUCAGAUGGAAACAUUCGGUUCAUACUGAAAAUAACAUUAGUUCAGCAACAUAUUUCUGAGAGGGCCGAGAAGGAUUUCACUGCCAGCGAGAAGCUAUCAAGCUUAUCUACGGUCACUGUGGAUAUAGCCAACAAAGGUAUUUCCUGUAUAGAUCUCCAGCCCCUGACAGCUCUCAUUGUGCUUGGGUGUCCCCUGAAUAAAAGGAUCGAAAUUGUACGGGAUAUCACAAUCUGCAACAAAGGCAUCAUGAACGCAAAGGUCCUGACAGAAAACUUCUCCUUCACUAUCAGCAAGAAUAUCUAUGACCCUUCCUUGCUGGGUGGUGAGAAUGCAGCUAAACAAGACCUUGUCUUUAUGUACAACUACACACAGAUGGGAUGUCCUGCCCUGGUGUAUUACAAUUUCCCAUGGCUACCUCAGCUUGAACUGUGGCACGGUCAAAAUUUUCUGGGCCACAUUACAUCAGAGUUUGUCAUGUUGGAAGUGAACGGGAUUUUUGAUUACACCUAUUUGUUGUCGGUUAAGGAAGCCAAGUGUGAAUCACAACCUCAGAAUUGGACUUCUAUAAUGAAAAGUUCCCGCCACAAAACACCAUUUUCUUGGAAUAGGGAGAAUUACAUCACCUGCUAUCAGAAGAACAGCAAAGCACCUCUGAAGUGGCUGGAGCUCCGGUAUGAAGUCCUAGGGGGCAGUACGUCCAACAGAGUUAUUUUUGCCAAAAGGAACGGGUAUUACAUCUUUUCCGUCUCUGUCGUGGACCCCAAUAUCAGCUACUGUAACUUGUCAACAGUCUUCAGUGUUUAUGUUUAUGGAGCUCUGCCUCAUUCUGCCAUUCCGGCCGUCCCGGUCGCAGCCAUCUUGUCGUUGAUCCUUCUUUUCUCCUUGUACGUCACGUACAAGGAACCGAAGAGGUUACACACCCUAGGAAAAACGCACUGGAAGAUAUUUCAUAAAUCUCUGAGCAGCACUUUAAACAACUUGAAUAGAGGUGGGCGGUAUAGUCACAGGAGGGUACGGACUAAGUGGUAGAGAGGAGGGUAAAAUGGUUCAAAUAAACCGUCAGAUGGAAAAAGCCAA